Molecule: messenger RNA, 1989 nt
Organism: Acanthopagrus latus (yellowfin seabream)
Lineage: Eukaryota; Metazoa; Chordata; Actinopteri; Spariformes; Sparidae
Product: exocyst complex component 3-like
Exons: 9
Coding region: 236-1855 (539 amino acids)
Biological process (GO): exocyst localization; exocytosis
Cellular component (GO): exocyst
Molecular function (GO): SNARE binding
Source: RefSeq, a predicted model, not a curated record
AACACAGAACACAACAAGACAUAGAAAAAAAGGACAUGAAUCAAAACCCAAAACCCAAAAACCAGAAACAAAGGACAACACAAACAGGAGUCAUGACAGAAGUAGACAACAGCAACUCAAACAUGUAUUUCGUAUCUGGUUUAACUCUCACAUGAGGAUUAAAUCAGCAGAAACUGUGACAUAUGUGUAUAUUUUCUUUGCAUUCUACAGUUACAUGUCCAGUACUUAAAACUAAAUGGUUGAAACUGGCUCUUUUACAGGACACAACCAGGCAGCUAACGGGUACAACAACCCCUCAGAUCCCAACACCUGCACCUCCAAGGUGGAACAGCUGAGUGAGAAGGAGAUCCCACAGCAGGAUCUGGCUGAACUUCUGGGUGUGACCCCUGAUGUCAACCCCUCUGAGGGGCCUGAGACCGACUCAGCUCAGCAGAAGCUGAGAGAUGUUCGCCUCAUACAAGCAUCAGUGUCCCAGCACCUCCCAAAGCCGCCGUCGGAUCUGGACCAGAACCUUCAGCAGCACCUGGUCAAUGUGCAGGACACUGUGCGCAGUGAGCUCAUGAGGUUGAGUCCCAGGUUGGAGAAAAUGGGUUUGACUGGAUCUCUGAUUGAUUGUUACCAUCAUCAGACACUUGAUCAUAUCUGUGAUCUAUUCAAGAAAGUCCAGUCCAGCCAGAAAAUGUUUGAGUUGAUGAACUGGGUCUUGCAUCCUUAUCUGAGUCAGGAUCUGCUCGUUCAUCCUGACCAUCAAGAAAAUGCUCCCAUAAAAAAAGGCGACUUCCCGCUGCCGACAGAAUUGGUGGCAAAAGCAGAGAAGCUACUACUUGAAAAUGUGCAGAAAGAGGUCAGAAAAUGUCUGGAUCAAAUCCUGCUGAUUCACACAAACCAAGACGAUGACAGUGAGGAGUCUUGCAUUGGACUUUACGUGGACAUUAUUCAGUUAGUCAAUGUCAUGCCUGAAGAAGCACAGGAAAUCAACUCAAAACUGUCUCAUGAUAUCCGAGAAGUUUGUUUCCAAGAGCUGAAGAUGUUUCUGGGGAGGUACACUGCUGAGCAGACUAAGAUUCUUGGGGAAAAAGCAAAAAAGGCCAUUCCAAAUCAGAUCCACUUCCUCAAGAUUCUGAAAACUUGUAAAGAAAUUAAGAAGCACGUCCAGACUAAAAGUGAAGGUAUUGAAGAUUCCCUUAUCCAGGAAAUUGUGGCAGCGCUUGAAAACAUGGAGGAUUUUACUUUGAAACUUCUGAUGGAAAUUGUUGCUGACAUGACAGAGAGCCGCCUUCAGAAUUACUUUACAACCAAGUACAAGAGAUUCUUCUUGAUAUCUGAUGUAGAGACACAUUUCGCUAAGGUGUCGUGGUGUCCGGACAUACAAAAGAGAGUGAUGGACGAGGCCUACAAGCUCAUUGCUCACACUUACCUCAAACAUCUCGUCCGAAGCAGCCAGAGGAAACUGAGAAAGUGCUGGAGUCCUGAUGUUGUACAAAAAGUCAUUGAAGAUGCAGAGCUUCUUCACAACACCAUCUCAAAACUGGUGAGAACAACAUUUUGGUAUCAUUCACUGGAAACAGAGUGCUUGUUCUUAUUUCUUGUUAAUGAUGUUUUGCCUCUCUUGCAUCAGGCCCCUGGUGUUGAACAGUGGAAGCUCCCAGAGCUGCUGGAGGAUGAAAACAUCGACGCAGUGAAGAUCACAGUUGCGACCAUGCAGCGUUCCCGCUACAGAGAGGAUGAGGAGCUCCUGUCCACACUGCUAGUAUGGAAGGGUCUCUCUAAAUCGCAGGCUAAGCAGGUGCUAGGUGCUCUUCCUGAACAUGAACCCAGGCAGACGAACUCUGUAUCAGAGUGCCGCCAUUUUUGAUGAGCUUCUCCACAGAGGAUCAACAGCAACAAGCAGAGAAGAGGACAGAGCUGAUUUUCCAAAAUGUUCACCCACUCAGUUUCUGCUUUCACUCUUUAAUCUAAAGAUAAAGAUAUGAUUUUAUAAGCUUUGAU